Molecule: messenger RNA, 1423 nt
Organism: Vigna unguiculata (cowpea)
Lineage: Eukaryota; Viridiplantae; Streptophyta; Magnoliopsida; Fabales; Fabaceae
Product: F-box/kelch-repeat protein At3g23880-like
Molecular function (GO): protein binding
Source: RefSeq, a predicted model, not a curated record
AUGCGUGUGGGUCCAAUUCCUGUCUAUAAAAUCUUCCAGCAUGCAACAACUUUUCAUCAUCACUGUCAUCACUUCUUUUUCAUUCUCUCUUUCUUUGUUUUUCGACCUGUAAUUUUGUUUUCUCAUAGUUAAAUAUUUCCACCUUUGUGCAAAGUAGGUUUUCCUCUUCUCCAUCAAUGUCCUCUUCUCAGAAUAAUUGUGUUCUCUCCCAAGAUAUCCUGAUGGAAAUCUUGUCACGGCUUCCGAUAAAGGAUAUUGGGCGAUUAAAGUGCGUUUCAAAAGGGUUGAACCGUCUUGUCUCUGAUUCUACAUUUGUGAAACUUCACCUUCAAAGGUCCUCAAAAAAUACUCACAUGCUAUUGACCUUUGAAGAUUACCAUAUUAACAGAACAAGGAAUUAUGCCGUAGUUUGUCCUGUACAAGAGUUACUUGACCACCCAUCGUCCACCCUUAAAACUCUACAUCACAAACAUCUCCCAUUCAACCGUAAGUACAAUGUUCUGGGUGCCUGCAACGGAUUGGUAUGCUUACAAGAUUCUUGUAUUGACGAUGAAUUUGAAGAAUACUGGUUUCGGAUUGGGAAUCCAACAACAAGAGUCAUGACUAAAGACUCCCCACAUAUUCGUCUUAAUCGCAGGGAUUACUGGUUGAUGUUUGGGUUUGGUUAUGAUGAAUGGAGUGACUCUUACCAAGUUGUGCUAUUGGAUAAUAAUAGGAAUCAAUCACAGAAACUGGAGGUAAGCGUUUGUUGUUUAGGAGAUACUUGUUGGAGAAAUACUUUAACUUGUGAUGCUGUUACCCCUAUGAUUGGGCUUCAAAGUCGUGGAACUUGUGGUGCUUUUGUGAGUGGUACUUUAAACUGGUUAGUGUAUCCCAGAUCCCAUUGUGAUGAUAAACGAGGACCUAAAAUGAACGAGUUAGAAAUAUUUUGUUACGAUCUAAGAAAGGAGACUCGCAGUUUUUUCUCUAUGCCUGAUGGCAUUUUAGAAGUCCGUGCGUUUGAGCCCGUGCUUAAGGUUUUGAAUGGUUGUUUGUGUCUUUCUCAUCAUCAUGAGGAUAAUUUUGUUGUGUGGCUAAAGAGGGAAUUCAGUGAUGAAAAAUCCUGGUCAAAGUUGUUGAAUAUAAAUUACCAGGAUGAUAUUGACCAGUGUCCAUCCUACAUGAACGUAAUUUGUAUGCGUGAAAAGGAUGGUGCUGUGCUUGUUGCAAACACAGUUUUUGAUGCAAACUUUAUUUGGUACAACAGUAGAGAUGAUAGAAGAGAGGGUCGUGAAUAUUACGGCCAGGACAUAUGGAGUCUUUUCUCUUAUGAUUAUGUUCAGAGUUUGGUUUUUCCAUGUAGGAAGUAAGUUACCUAGUCUAUCUUGAAACGUAUUUAGAAUUGUAAUGUAAUGUAUUUCUGAGUUAUGCAAUUCAUAUUGUA